ACAUUUACCUAGCCGAGGUAUACCAAUAGCCCUUACAACCUGAAACCUCUCAGCUCACGCCCGCGGAUAAACUGUGCCUCUCUUUCGUUCUAAACUGCGGGUGUUUCUAGCCCGCAGUGUCGAGUAGCGAGUCGAAGUGGCAGACCAAACCCCCCAGCAACUUCCAUCCACCCCAUCCGCCUCCGACCACCCAUCCACGCCGCAACCCCCUCGACCUCCUUCCAACACAAUCUUCUCAGCCACCGCAGCGACUAUAUCCCCCGCAAACUUAGCGAACUACGACUUGUCGUCCACCUCAGAUAUCGUGUCCGGUGCUGAGGAACGCCAAGUUACCGAAUCUUCUGUGCAGCGCCAGAUUCUAGGGAGAAGACAACGAGCUCCAGACGACGAUAACGACGUCGCCGGCUCGCAGUCGGAGCUCCCGGAAGCUCGUGCUUCCCAUAUUAUCCCCACCGAGAGUCCUAGGAGGAAACGCAGGCGUGUCAACAGUACCAUGUUAGCGGAUACAGACAGACCCGCAGCUUCUAAUGGCACUUCGAGGCCUUAUGCUAAUGGGAAGUCGCUUCGGGGGUCCUCAGUAUCAAGCUCUACAAAUGGGACUAGUAAGGUAGCCUCGGCAGUUAAUGGAUCCUCUAAAGUGCGACCGUCAGAGACAUAUUUCGGCCAUGAUCGCGAAGAAGUCACGAGAUUACUAUUACAAGCACUCACAGAUAUGGGUUACCAUUCCGCAGCGCAGAGUGUGAGCCAGGAGAGCGGCUUUGAGCUGGAAAACCCGAUGGUUGCCGCAUUUAGGAAUGCCGUGCUCGGGGGAAGCUGGAAUGAAGCAGAGCAGCUACUUUCUGGGGCAAUAGUAUCUGGCGGCCGGACUGGUGAGAAUGGCAAUGGGUUGGUGUUGGCGAAUGGCGCGGACAGACGGAUGAUGAGAUUCUGGAUACGACAGCAAAAAUUCUUGGAACUCUUAGAAAAAAGAGAAACCAGCCGCGCCCUAAUGGUACUCAGAAACGAACUCACGCCGUUAUAUCAAGACACCCAGAAACUUCAUUUCUUAUCCAGCCUACUUAUGUGUCAGAAGACGGAAGACUUGAAGUUUAAAGCCGAGUGGGAUGGUGCAUACGGAGAAUCUCGACGUGUUCUCCUAUCUCAAUUAUCAAGAUGUAUCUCCCCGUCGGUCAUGCUUCCGGAGCAUCGCCUAGCCAUACUUUUAAAUCAAGUUAAGUCGAAUCAAAUUGGAAGUUGUCUCUGGCAUUCUAGUGCUGCUUCACCGUCGCUAUACUCGGAUCACAUGUGUGAUCGAAGACGAUUCCCAGCAGAAAACGUUUUAGAAUUAGAUGAGCACGAGGAUCAGGUCUGGCAGAUCAAAUUUUCUCAUGAUGGAACAAAAUUAGCCAGUUGUGGUAAGGGCAAGCAGGUUAUUAUCUGGGAUGUUCCAUCCUUUCGACCACUUCAUUACCUCAGGGAUCACGAUGACGGGGUUGGUAAUGUCUCCUGGAGCUGGGAUGAUUCUAUGCUGGUCACAUGCAGUCAGGAUCGCCAUGCGAGGUUAUGGGAUGUUAAUACUGGUGCCUGUCUCAAAACGUUCGAACGAUUUCAAGAACCAGUCACCAGCUGCGUAUGGGCAGUAGAUAGCAAAACUUUUAUUACGGGUGCUCUUGAUAAAACUCACGGUCUCAUCCAGUGGAGCAUUUCUGGGGAUAAGGUGUACGACUGGAACUGUCCUCAUCGAGUCGAAGACUUAGCUAUCUCGCCAGAUGGCCACUGGCUUGUGGCAUCAGAUGGUGGAACUCAUAUUCACGUUUACAAUUUCACUACGCAUCGGUUAGAGUACGAGAUGGAUCUGCAGGUCAGAUUGACUUCGAUCAGCAUCAGCAAUAACUCUCGACAUCUCCUGGUGAACCACAAUAAUGGCGUUGCGGUCCUUAUUGAUCUUGUUCUCCGCGAGCCAGUUCAAAAGUACGCCGGCUUCACCGGUGGGAAUUUUAUGAUCAGGAGUGUAUUCGGGGGAGCUGACGAAAGCUUCGUAGUCAGUGGGAGCGAAGACGGCUCGAUUAACGUCUGGCAUAAGGCCAGUGCCCAGCUGAUAGAAAAGCUCCCUGGGCACAGUCCUGGAUGCAAUUCGGUCUCGUGGAACCCAGCUGACCCAUGCAUGUUUGCGUCGUGUGGAGACGACGGCAAAAUAAAGAUAUGGUCUAACAAUGAGUGGCGCCAUGCUCAUCGCGAGGUAAACCGAACCUCGAUCAGUUCUUAGCAACAGUAGCUAGGUUAUAUUCCAGCCUUUGAUUUUAUAGUACAGUGCUUGCAUGGGCCCGGCGUAAAUUGGAUGGUAGCAUGGUGCUUCUCCCCGAUCUCUGGCGACUCAACAUAACUUGGGAUGACACCUUGCAAGAGACGUCUCUUCGAUGGCGUUUUUAA
Molecule: messenger RNA, 2409 nt
Organism: Daldinia loculata
Lineage: Eukaryota; Fungi; Ascomycota; Sordariomycetes; Xylariales; Hypoxylaceae
Product: WD40 repeat-like protein
Exons: 5
Coding region: 494-2245 (583 amino acids)
Biological process (GO): proteasome-mediated ubiquitin-dependent protein catabolic process
Cellular component (GO): GID complex
Molecular function (GO): protein binding
Source: RefSeq, a predicted model, not a curated record